Messenger RNA from Penicillium crustosum, 339 nucleotides. RefSeq lists its product as uncharacterized. The record is from RefSeq and is a predicted model, not a curated record. The transcript has 2 exons. The coding region runs from base 1 to 339 and encodes 112 amino acids. Lineage: Eukaryota; Fungi; Ascomycota; Eurotiomycetes; Eurotiales; Aspergillaceae.
AUGAGAUGUCGAGAGAGAAUAAAUAAACCACAGCUCCAUCUAUCGAUCCUCCAGGCAGUCAAUACUCCCGUAGUUGCUCUGAACCUCCCUAGAGAAGCCCGAGUAACAUACGAUUUCUCUGCUGUUCUGACAGAAUUGAAGGAGGGCAGCCAGAGAAGCUCUCUUUUGAUCUUGGGCUUCAGUUGGGUAAACCCACAAGAAAUUGGAAGCCCGUUGGUCAGAGGAAGGAAGAAGAAGAAGAAGAAGAAGAAGAAGAAGAAGAAGAAGAAGAAGAAGAAGAAGAAGAAGAAGAAGAAGAAGAAGAGACAGAGAGAGAAGGAGGGUUUUAAUAAGGACUAG